GCUAGACUGGUCGCCAAGGGUUAUACCCAAAGAGAAGGUGUGGACUAUGAGGAAACUUUUAGUCCUGUUGCCAUGCUCAAAUCCAUCCGAAUUCUUCUCUCCAUAGCUGCCGCUUUAGAUUAUGAAAUCUGGCAAAUGGAUGUCAAGACAGCCUUUCUUAAUGGGCUUCUUGAAGAAACCAUCUAUAUGGAGCAACCAGAAGGUUAUGUUCUUCCUGGGCAGGAGAAUAAAGUUUGCAAAUUAAAUAGAUCCAUAUAUGGGCUUAAGCAAGCUUCUCGCUCAUGGAACAAAAGGUUUGAUGAGAUCAUCAAGACCUACGGCUUUCAUCAGAAUGAAGAUGAACCUUGUGUUUACCAACUCAAGGAAAACCAAGUAGUAGUAUUCCUGGUCCUUUAUGUUGAUGACAUUUUGAUCAUUGGAAACAAUGUCAAGAAAAUGACUCAUUUCAUUUUUCAUCAUAGAUGUAAAGAGUUGAAGUUGAAUCAUCUCAUGUUUGCGGAUGAUGUGCUCUUAUUUUGCAAUGGAGACUACAAGAGCAUUAUUUACUUGCUUCAAGGGCUCAAACUGUUUUCACAGACCUCAGGUUUGCAACCAAACCCUUCUAAAUCUGCUAUAUACUGCCAUGGUAUGCAUCAUUCAGAGAUGCAAAGGGUCCUGGAUGCUUCAGGAUUCCAGAAAGGAGAGCUUCCAUUCACUUACUUAGGGAUUCCUAUCAGCCCUAAGAGACUUUCACCGAAGGAAUGUUCUACUUUGGUUGAAAAGAUGACACAGAGGAUCAGAGCAUGGAGUACUCGCCAUAUCUCAUUUGCAGGUAGAGCUGUUCUAAUCAACUCAGUUCUCUUGGCAAUACACACUUAUUGGAGCCAGGUAAUGCUACUUCCAAAGAAGGUGAUCAAAGAGAUUGAAAAUAUUUGCAAAGCUUUCUUAUGGAAGGGUCAACACAUGAUGAUAGGAGCUGGGCAAAUUGCUUGGGAACAUGUUUGCCAAUCAAAAGCUACUGGGGGGAUUGGUUUCAAAAAAGUUGCUGAAUGGAACAAAGCUGCAAUGUUUAAGUAUAUAUGGGCAAUAGCAACAAAAGAGGAUAACUUGUGGGUAAAAUGGAUACACAGUGUAUACAUUAAAGAUAAAGAAUGGUGGAGCUAUGAGAUUCCUCAAACAGGUAGUUGGUAUUGGAGGAAGAUUGUAGCUCUCAAGGGCCUACUAUUGAACCUAGUUGAUCCUACAACCUUUGUUCUGAAAAAGUACAUUGUUGCAGAUGGUUACAAGUGGCUUUGCCCCACGGUUUCAAGGGUCAAUUGGAGUAACGAAGUUUGGAACCGUUUGAAUACCCCAAAGCACAGCUUUGUCUUCUGGCUUGCCAUUCAAAAUAGAUUAAAGACCAGAGAUAGGCUGCUCAGAUUUCAGAUCAUCACAGAUCCUUCAUGCUUGCUUUGCUCGGGGAAUGCUGAAACUUGUGAGCACUUGUUCUUUCAAUGCCCUUUCUCUUCAGAUUGCUUACAACAGAUCAAGAACUGGCUGGGAUGGAAGACACCAGCAUCAUCCUUAUGGGACUUGGUGCGUGUAAUAGAAAAAAGGUCAUACUCUGCUUUCCGGAAGCAGGUUUUUGCUGCUGCUUGUGCUGCUCUUUUGUACCAAAUAUGGAGGAAUAGGAAUGCUCGACUGUGGCAGAAAUCCCAUGAAGAUCCGAAGACAAUUGUACAGAUGAUUAAACAUACAUGUAAGAAUAGAAUACAAAGUAUAUGGCCCAAAAAAGUGUCCAUAAGUGAUACAAAUUGGUAUAGUGAGUUGUAA
Molecule: messenger RNA, 1791 nt
Organism: Cannabis sativa
Lineage: Eukaryota; Viridiplantae; Streptophyta; Magnoliopsida; Rosales; Cannabaceae
Exons: 2
Coding region: 73-1791 (572 amino acids)
Source: RefSeq, a predicted model, not a curated record